Messenger RNA from Sinocyclocheilus grahami, 3766 nucleotides. RefSeq names its product RAB GTPase activating protein 1-like (gene rabgap1l). Gene Ontology annotation, molecular function: small GTPase binding; GTPase activator activity. Bases 41 to 2704 code for a protein of 887 amino acids. NCBI's taxonomy places the organism in Eukaryota, Metazoa, Chordata, Actinopteri, Cypriniformes, Cyprinidae. The transcript has 22 exons. Gene Ontology annotation, biological process: regulation of GTPase activity. The record is from RefSeq and is a predicted model, not a curated record.
AGCAGCUGUGGGCCGAGCGGGCGGACUGUCCCAGGCUAUCAUGGAUGACUGCUCCUCUCUGGGCAGAGUGAGCGGCUCCACUGAAUCUGUGUCAACCGUCACCAGUGAGGAGUUUGUUCUUGUGCCGCCCACUGCUGGGGGCUCCCCCUCCAGCUCAGAGGGGAGGCCCAGGCUCAAGAUGUCGUGGAAUGGGAGUGAGCAGUUGGAGCGGGCGAUGGAGGAGGUGCUGGAUGAUGUUUGUGAUGGACCAGGAUCUGCAGAGGAGAAAGGAAGUCCUACAGCACUCAGUUCUCAGAUCAGACCACCCAGCCUGACUUUGGACACUGCUCCUCAUGAAGCAUCAGCAGCAGUUUUGGAGAGUUCAACAGAACAGGAGGAAGACAGCGUGCAGUUCAGUCAACUGUCCUAUCUUGGCUGCACCUGGGUGAAGGCCCCUCGUAACGAGACGGAGGCUCAGAAAGCCAUGGCCACCCUGCGGGCAGAGAGCGCCAUCCCCAUCCCCAUCACCCUCCAUGUGCCCAACGGUCCAGACGGUUGUGUCCGGAUUGUCGACCAGGCCACUGGAACAGAAAUUGCAUCUUUUCCCAUCUAUAAGGUGUUGUUCUGUGCCCGAGGACAUGAGGGAUCUGUCGAGAGUGACUGCUUUUCCUUCACCGAGAGCUACCGCAGCUCAGAGGACUUUCAAAUCCACGUCUUCUCCUGCCAUAUCAAAGAGGCUGUUAGUCGCAUCCUCUAUAGCUUCUCAACGGCCUUCAAGCGUUCGUCAAAAGCUGCCACAGACAUGCAAGACUCAGUGUUGCCACUUUCCCCUGAUGGCGAUAUCUUCACCUUCACCGUUUCUCUAGAAGUGAGAGAAGAUGAUGGCAAAGGAAACUUCAGUCCAGUUCCCAAAGACAGAGAUAAAUAUUACUUCAAGCUUCGUCAGGGUGUACAGAAAAAGGUGGUGGUCACCGUCCAGCAGAUGACCAAUAAGGAGCUUGUAAUAGAGAGGUGGGUUUUGGGAUGUGGGAGUUCAUGUCAGAAAUUCAGAUAUUUUCAGUUCAUGCAGAAAAACAAGCAGGUAUACAUGACAGUGGCAGUGGACCUGGUGGUGACCGAGGUUGUAGAACCUGUUCGGUUCCUCAUGGAGGCGCUAGUGCGGGUCUAUCCAGCUAAUGAGAGAUUCUGGUAUUUCAGCAGGAAGGCCUUCUCUGAAACGUUUUACCUCAAGCUCAAACAGGGAUACUUGCUUGCUAGGCAUAGUGACAGUGAGAUCUCUAGCGGGACAGGAGAUGUGUCGAAGGACUGUCCUGAGAAGAUUCUGGAAUCCUGGGGAGGGAUCCUCAACAGAUGGCAAGGAAACCUGUUGACACGACCCAAGGGUCUGUCUGCUCUGGUGAAGCCUGGGAUCCCGGAGGCCUUACGAGCUGAAGUCUGGCAGCUCCUGUCUGGCUGCCACAAUGAUCAGCCUCUGCUGGAGCAAUACCGCAUCCUCAUCACCAAGGACUCCGCUCAGGAAGCCGUCAUCACCAGAGACAUCCAUCGCACCUUUCCUGCUCACGACUACUUCAAAGACUCAGGCGGCGAUGGCCAAGACUCUCUCUACAAGAUCUGCAAGGCUUAUUCUGUGUAUGAUGAAGAGAUUGGAUAUUGCCAAGGUCAAUCAUUUUUGGCAGCCGUAUUACUUUUACAUAUGCCUGAAGAGCAAGCUUUCUGCGUGCUGGUGAAGAUCAUGUACAACUACGGUCUUCGAGAGCUCUACAGAAACAACUUUGAAGAUCUUCACUGCAAGUUCUACCAGCUGGAGCGUCUGCUGCAGGAGCAGUUGCCUGACCUGUGGUCUCACUUCCAGGACCUGAACCUGGAGGCCCAUAUGUACGCGUCCCAGUGGUUCUUAACACUGUUUACCGCCAAGUUCCCUCUCUGCAUGGUCUUCCAUAUCACCGACCUGCUCCUGUGCGAGGGGUUGAACAUCAUCUUCAAUGUGGCGCUGGCUCUUCUGAAGACCUCCAAGGAAGACUUGCUUCAAGCUGAUUUUGAAGGUGCGCUGAAAUUUUUCCGGGUCCAGCUCCCAAAACGCUACAGGGCGGCAGAGAAUGCUCGGCGCCUGAUGGAGCAAGCUUGCAAUAUCAAGGUGCCAACAAAGAAGCUUAAGAAGUUUGAGAAGGAGUAUCAGUCUCUGAGAGAGAGCCAGCUGCAGCAGGAAGACCCUAUAGACCGAUAUCAGAGAGAAAACCGGCGGUUGCAGGAGGCCAGCAUGCGUCUGGAGCAGGAGAACGAUGAUCUUGCCCAUGAACUGGUGACCAGCAAGAUAGCACUGAGGAAUGACCUGGACCAGGCUGAGGACAAAGCUGAUGUUUUAAACAAAGAACUGCUCAACACUAAACAACGCCUGGUAGAGACCGAGGAGGAGAAGAGAAGGCAAGAGGAGGAGACGGCACAGCUGAAGGAAGUGUUCAGAAGAGAGCUGGAGAAAGCGGAGUUAGAGAUCAAGAAGACCACAGCCAUCAUAGCCGAGUAUAAACAAGUAUGUCCAAGUGUCCCCUAUGUCACAGUUACUUUAAUGUUGUUUGUUCAUGUACUGCACCAGGAGCUGGAGCAUCAGAGGGGUGUUUUGAUGACUGAGGUCCAAGCUGCCAAAAACUCCUGGUUCAGUAAAACACUGGGCUCCCUCAAGAAUUCAGCCAGUAACCAGUCACCCUCCUCACCCAAAGAGGGCCAGUAGGACUCGCCAAGGGCUUAACCAACGGGUACAGGAGCGUGACCCUUCCACUUGGCCAAGCAGAGUAGAAAACAAGCUCUAAUAAACACUACUAGCAACACAACAUGGUAAUGCAGUAUUCCCUCACAUGGACUAAUGAACGACUUCCACAUGCAUUUAACAGUCUGUUAUGAUUUCCUUAGCUUGUGAUGCUGUCUACUGGACAGUAACAGUACUACAGUGAUAAUUAUUACAUUUAUCAAUGUUCAUCCAGCUAUCCGCUUCUGCAGUGGAUUUUUUUGUUAGUAAACAGUCAGUUCUAGCAUGUAAGUACAUUCUAGUAAGUACAUAAACUUUGACCUUUAGCUGCCAAUUCAAAGGUUUUUUAUUCUCAAAGGGAAUACUGCAUUCUGCUAACAAUAAAAGUAAAAAAUUGUUUUGUGUUUCUAUAUAUAAAUAAUAAAUGUAACAGGUUUGUCGUAUAAAUGUGUAUAACUAAAUGUCGAUUUUUAUUUUGAUCUUGUACAGUUCUGAAAGAAGUGUUGCAUUAUUUUUUACGAUUUUGAAUAUGAAUGUGCUCUUUAUAAAUGUCAAAUGCCGAAAAGCACAGACAAAUUGGCCAUGUAUCACAUGGCAUUCCCUCCGUCCGUUUUCGCAGUUUUAAAUUGCUGUAGACUGUUUGGGGUUCCGUUUCGCUGUGAGCAGAUCACAUGAUUUAUCAGACGACGCAGACCUUGACGUUGUGGCCACACAAUAUUGACCUCCCAAGUCGCACAUACUGCUUGUUUUAUGUUAUUUAACAGGUAUUCAUGAGCGCUUGGGUGACAGAUGCCAUGCGGAAAUCAAGAACGUGUCAAUAUGUCUCUUUUUUGUUCUUUUUUUAUUUUUUAGGGAAAGACGUAAACCAGGUCGCACAGAUGUAUCGUUGAGAUCAUUGUGACUUUAAAGCCAUGUGGAGUCAGUCUGCGUUUCAUUUUUUCUUCUGCUAUUUGUUAGAAUGUCCAUAUUAAUAACUUCCCUUCAUGUGUUAUUUCACAAAGGGGAGUGAAAUAAUCUGCAUGGCUCUUAUUCACACUAACAAGUCGC